AGGGAUUCUUUGGAUAGUGUUCUUUUUCUUAAGAAGAUUGAUAAAUGCUGGCAGAAUCAUUGUAGGCAAAUGAUAAUGAUCAGGAGCAUUUUUUUGUUUCUGGAUAGAACUUAUGUUCUUCAGAAUUCAAUGCUACCGUCCAUUUGGGACAUGGGAUUAGAGUUAUUUAGGGCUCAUAUUAUAAGUGAUCAAAAAGUCCAGACGAAAACAAUUGAUGGCAUCCUUCUCUUGAUUGAGAGAGAGCGAAAUGGUGAAGCAAUUGAUAGAAGUUUACUUCGAAGCCUUUUAAGUAUGCUGUCUGAUUUGCAAAUUUACCAAGACUCUUUUGAACAACGAUUUUUAGAAGAAACUAACCGGCUUUAUGCAGCUGAAGGUCAAAAGUUAAUGCAAGAAAGAGAGGUUCCUGAGUAUCUUCAUCAUGUUAAUAAACGCCUAGAAGAAGAAGCAGACAGACUUAUUACUUACUUAGAUCAGACCACCCAGAAGUCACUAAUUGCUUCUGUUGAAAAACAACUUCUAGGUGAACACUUAACAGCAAUUCUUCAGAAAGGUUUAAAUAACCUCCUUGAUGAAAACAGAAUUCAAGAUUUGUCUCUCCUGUAUCAGCUCUUCAGUAGAGUUCGAGGUGGAGUUCAGGUUCUCUUGCAGCAAUGGAUUGAGUAUAUCAAGGCUUUUGGAAGUACUAUUGUUAUUAAUCCUGAAAAAGACAAAACCAUGGUUCAAGAACUGUUGGACUUCAAAGAUAAAGUUGACCAUAUAAUUGAUACCUGCUUUCUGAAAAAUGAAAAAUUUAUCAAUGCUAUGAAAGAAGCAUUUGAAACAUUCAUCAAUAAAAGACCAAAUAAGCCAGCUGAACUGAUAGCUAAGUAUGUGGACUCAAAACUUCGUGCAGGCAACAAAGAAGCUACAGACGAAGAGCUUGAGAAAAUGUUGGAUAAAAUAAUGAUUAUAUUUAGAUUUAUCUAUGGCAAAGAUGUUUUUGAGGCCUUCUAUAAGAAAGAUUUAGCCAAACGCCUAUUAGUUGGCAAGAGUGCAUCUGUAGAUGCUGAAAAAUCAAUGCUGUCCAAACUGAAACAUGAAUGUGGAGCGGCAUUCACCAGCAAGCUUGAAGGGAUGUUUAAAGACAUGGAGCUUUCUAAAGACAUCAUGAUUCAGUUCAAACAGUAUAUGCAGAACCAAAAUGUUCCUGGCAAUAUUGAAUUAACUGUGAAUAUCCUGACAAUGGGUUACUGGCCAACAUAUGUGCCUAUGGAAGUUCAUUUGCCACCAGAGAUGGUAAAGCUCCAGGAAAUUUUCAAGACAUUUUACUUAGGCAAACACAGUGGCAGGAAACUCCAGUGGCAGUCUACCUUGGGACACUGUGUACUAAAAGCUGAAUUUAAAGAGGGCAAAAAAGAACUUCAGGUCUCUCUUUUUCAAACCCUGGUGCUGCUAAUGUUUAACGAAGGGGAGGAGUUCAGUUUAGAAGAGAUCAAGCAAGCUACUGGGAUAGAGGAUGGAGAAUUAAGAAGAACACUGCAGUCACUUGCCUGUGGCAAAGCUAGAGUCCUGGCUAAAAAUCCAAAGGGCAAAGAUAUUGAAGAUGGUGACAAAUUCAUUUGUAAUGACGAUUUCAAACACAAACUAUUCAGGAUAAAGAUCAAUCAAAUCCAAAUGAAAGAAACGGUUGAAGAACAAGCAAGCACUACAGAAAGAGUAUUUCAAGAUAGACAGUACCAAAUUGAUGCUGCGAUUGUCCGAAUUAUGAAGAUGAGGAAAACACUUAGCCACAAUCUUCUUGUUUCAGAGGUGUACAAUCAGCUAAAAUUUCCAGUAAAGCCUGCCGAUCUAAAGAAGAGAAUAGAAUCCCUAAUUGACCGGGACUACAUGGAAAGAGAUAAAGAAAACCCAAAUCAGUACAACUAUAUUGCAUAGAAUGUUGGCCUUGGAACAUUUGUUGUCUUAUGCCGUAGCCAAUGGAUAAAGUAACUUGUUGAAUCUCAUAAUAUUUGACUUCUUUUAUACUUCCAAUGACCAAAUGAAGCAGUGUAAUGGAAAUAGUUGUGUGGACUUUUCUCAGUGGUUAACAUGCCCAUUUUAAAGAGUAAUACUUAACCUUUAAGAAGAAUGUUGUUGAACUCUUUGCAUGUUAUUUAGUAUGAUGUGCAGAAAACUCUUUAAGAAAGUACCCGAUCUUCAUGAUUCCUUUUGGAACUGGGGAGGAGACCCCUAUGGCCAUUAAACAGGGGAGGGGAAUUCUUAUACAUCAUCAAUGAAGCAAAAGGUUUAUUUGCUUAAAAGUCAUCUAAAGAUACUUAAACUGCAUGCAAACUUUAUUUACUGUACAGAGUUCUGGAUGUAUUUAUGAAUAGAAAAACCACCCUAGACUUGGUUGUUCACCCAUUUUGUGGUUUCCCUUGGAAAGAGAAAUAAGUUGUCAUUGCUGUUGGCAUUCUGUUACACUGAAGGGACUGGUUAAGAAACCUUAUUUGGAAACAGGUUUUUCAAGUAGGGUGACAGUUACUUCCAUAAUACCUUAUAUAUUCACAUCCUAAAGGUUUCCAUUCAUGAAUAUGGGAUGUGUACAUAUGACUUAGCCCCAAAUUUACUGUGCUGAUUAACAGGUACUUAUUAAAAUAGAUAAGAUAGAAAAAUCGCUGAUCAUUUUGUACUAGAAGGACAUAUUAAGAGGGAGAAAUCAGUUCUUUUUAUUAAAAAUGAAUACAGUAUGAAAAUUACAAGAGACAGAAACCAACCUGUUUUGUAAAUUACAGGAGCAAAGAUCACCAGCUACUUCUUGUUAUGCUUCGGUCUUUACAUGUUGUUUGGAUUGUUUUGUCUUUAACUUGGGCCAAUGGUCAAUUGUUAGAGGCUUCCUAGGUUUUGCAUUCCAGUUUUUUUCUACUGAAGGGUUUUUGUUUUGUUUUGUUUUUGAAUUUUGGAAGCAGCUCUUACCUUUGUCGGUAAGCAAAGCUUUUGCUUUCAUCCACCUCCUGACUUGGAGAACCUCUACAUACAGUUCUCCGUUGUAUUCUUUUUCUUUUUAAUUGCUUGAAUUUUAAGAGUUCUCAUAGCCACUGGACACCUGCUUUUCAGGGAAAUGUCCCCAAAUUGUUCACACAGAAUAACAAAAGUAUUGUUCUUCAAAUUCAAAAUGUGAGUAAAAGACUUCUCUUCAUCACAAGAGGGUUUUGCUUUGCUUCCUGGUUUCUUUUCCUGUGAUAGGAAUGGAUUACCAGAGAGAAGCAGAUAGUUGUUAGUGUUUGUAGAACUUCUUCAGUGCUUUGUCCACCAGCAUAUUUCCUUGUCGUUCUGGAGCCAUUACGGGAACUGCUUAGACCUGAACAUUCAGCUUAGGAGACUUGAGGCUUUUAUGUCUACUAUUGAUGGUUUCUUGAAUUCUCAAAGACCUGUGGCCAGCUAUCUGUGUUUUUAAGUUGCCCCUUUUUCUCUAAUGCACCAACUUGCACACUGUAUGACUAUAUAUAAUAUUUAGAAUCAGUGUCCCAAUUCUUUUUGAGCAGCUAUUUCGUAUAUUUUUUUCCAGCUCCUUCCUGAUUUCCUUACAGGAGUUCUUCUGACAAGGAAAUAAAUGUGGCUGUUAUUAUGUU
Messenger RNA from Phodopus roborovskii (desert hamster), 3590 nucleotides. RefSeq names its product cullin 4B (gene Cul4b). Gene Ontology annotation, biological process: protein ubiquitination; DNA damage response; ubiquitin-dependent protein catabolic process. Lineage: Eukaryota; Metazoa; Chordata; Mammalia; Rodentia; Cricetidae. The transcript has 17 exons. Gene Ontology annotation, cellular component: Cul4B-RING E3 ubiquitin ligase complex. The annotation marks the transcript as partial. Gene Ontology annotation, molecular function: ubiquitin protein ligase binding. The record is from RefSeq and is a predicted model, not a curated record.